Molecule: messenger RNA, 909 nt
Organism: Macrosiphum euphorbiae (potato aphid)
Lineage: Eukaryota; Metazoa; Arthropoda; Insecta; Hemiptera; Aphididae
Source: the annotation of a GenBank genome assembly
AUGGCAGGAUACACGAACAAAUUCUUCAAGUACUGGUACAACUCCUCCACAAUUGAAGACUACCUAACCAUACUCACCAAUGAAAAUCCAACAUCACAUUUCUUCAGUGUAGACUUUCUUAAAAAAUACUGCGAGGAAGGAUUUAAAGGUACUGUAAGAUGGGUCAAAAAACCCAUCCUGGACAUGAACUCCAUAUUGUUUCCCAUAAACGUGGGAAAUCACUGGAUCAUUAUUGUGGUAUACCUUAAAAGCAAAGCGGUGGUUUGCUAUGAUGGCAAACAUAGGAACCACCAACACAUAUUAUCUAAGAUCAAGACAUUCUUAACAGAUUGGGAAAACCAUUCGGGUGUCCAGCCUUCGGCUUGGUGGACAUUACAUGGGACCACACCAACACAAUACAACAACGACGACUGUGGGCCAUGGAUUCUAGCCAUAGCCAAGUGCGUGGCACUCGUCGAACCAAUCUGUUUUACAGAAAAGGACAUACCACAAUUAAGAUUGCAACAAUAUCAGAGCAUCAUGUCCAAUACAAUGCAACUCACCACACCGACACCCAGGACAACACCAUACAUUACAAUGCAACUCACUACACCGCCACCCAAAACAACACCAAUCAAUACGACUCAAUCCGACACACCGCCUCCCAGGACAAUACAAUUAAAUGAAAUCCAAUCCACGACAACCGCCACUACAGACGAGGUCACCACUCAAAUCCCGCCCACAAUCACAGCCAUAACACCAGCACCGACGAUACCACACCCAACCAAUUCCACAGAAAAUCACAAAACAAGGAACAAACUCUAUGUAAGUAAAAACACCAAAAGACGCAACCGACUUUAUAUAAAAAUUCUCCACGAACACAAUGUAAAAUCACAUCACACCCAACUUUUGCAUUAUAUACGUAUAUAA